AGGCCAUGAGUCCAUGACCCAACCCGCGGGCCGCACCCCACGAUAAAAGGGACUCUUUAAGCCGGUGGCCAUAAUAAGAUCCUUAGCUUUUCGUGAAGCUCGCUUCCCUCGUCUCUCUCACAGUCUCACCUGUAAAUAAAUUUUUGGUUUGUGAAUCUGUAUUUGCCGGCGAGAUCUGUUAUCUCCGGUGGAUUUCCGAUCGGCGUUUGAAGAUGAUAACUUUGUUAAUCAGUGACUUCAUCUUCGUGGUAAGAAGUAUCGCUGUAUCAGAUUUUGCUUCUGAGGAAUGUUCGAUCCGUACGUGUUAAUCCACGUUCGAACUCAAUCUAAGGUCUGCUUUAGGAGGAGGAAGAAAUUUACUGUUAUCAAACUUUAAUACUAGUUAUCUGUAUUAUAGCUUGAUAAUUUUGAUGAAUCGGUGGUGAUCCGUAUCACUGGAUCCCCUUAUUGUAUAGCCGAAGGUUGAGAGUUAAGUUUACAGCUUCUUUUUCUAGGUUUUUUUGGGUCUCUCUGUCUUUUGUUUACUCUUCUUCCGGGAGAUCGAUUCGCUGUUUUGCACAGUUUAGCUUUUCAUAUGAAAGUUCAUCAGAACUGAAAGAAGGACUAGAGUACUAAUUCUAGAUAUCUUCUGUUACUAAUCUAAUCUUCCAAAGUGGCGAAGAUGAGUUUGAGCGCCGCUGCGGAAGAAGAUUCGGCUCCAGAAAUACAUCUCCCUUCGGAUAUCGAUUGGAAAAUGUUGGACAAAUCCAAAUUCUUCUUCCUUGGUGCCGCGCUCUUCUCUGGAGUUUCUGCCACACUUUACCCUGUUGUCGUCCUCAAGACUCGGCAACAGGUAUCGCAGACGCAGGUUUCUCGAAUGGCCUUCUCUAUCUUGCGCCACGAGGGAAUCAGAGGACUCUAUAGAGGCUUUGGCACUUCCCUGAUGGGAACCGUCCCUGCUCGUGCACUGUACAUGACAGCGCUCGAGGUCACUAAGAGCAGUGUAGGAACCGCAACAAUCCGAUUGGGUAUCCCAGAACCAACGGCCGCUGUGAUCGCCAACGCCGCCGCAGGGGUGAGUGCUGCGAUGGCAGCACAGUUCGUUUGGACACCAAUCGAUGUCGUCAGCCAACGGCUUAUGGUCCAAGGCUGCACCGGCAAUUCCAACAGCCCCAGUCUAACCCUUUGUAAAUAUAGUGGUGGGAUCGAUGCUUUCAGGAAAAUUCUCUACGCUGAUGGCUUCCGGGGUCUAUACAGGGGAUUUGGUUUGUCUAUACUGACCUACGCCCCCUCGAAUGCAGUUUGGUGGGCAUCCUAUUCUAUGGCGCAGAGACUCGUUUGGGGUGGAUAUGGUUGCUACUUCUGCAAAAAAGAAAAGGAUAGUAGCAGCAGUGCCAGCUUCCGGCCGGAUUCCAAAACAGUGGUGGCAGUACAGGGAGUGAGUGCAGCCAUGGCAGGUGGGAUUUCGGCAGUGAUUACAAUGCCAUUGGACACAAUCAAGACGAGAUUACAAGUUUUGGAUGGGAUGGAGAAUGGGAAUCGGCCCCCAACAGUUGGACAGACUGUUAGGAAUUUAGUAAAAGAAGGUGGAUGGGCUGCAUGUUACAGAGGUUUAGGUCCUCGUUGGGCUUCUAUGUCUAUGUCUGCCACCACCAUGAUCACCACAUAUGAGUUUCUCAAACGUCUCUCUGCCAAGAAUCAAGACCACUUCACAUGUUGUUGAACUACACGGAACACAGAGAUGUACUUAAAGUCACUGUUAUGAGAAAAAAAAAAAAAAGUUCUCUUUUUUGUUAUUCUAAAUAUGUAAACAACUUUUUUGUUUCCCCCUUCUUAAAGCUUAUCCAUUUACAUUU
Molecule: messenger RNA, 1835 nt
Organism: Macadamia integrifolia
Lineage: Eukaryota; Viridiplantae; Streptophyta; Magnoliopsida; Proteales; Proteaceae
Product: solute carrier family 25 member 44-like
Exons: 1
Coding region: 662-1702 (346 amino acids)
Source: RefSeq, a predicted model, not a curated record